AUGGCUUCGACUCAGGGCGAUCCUCGUGUUCUAUACAGCAUCAACAACAUCCGCGCCUAUCACCUACAAGAUGGCGAGGAAACCGAUCUCACGCCAUCCGGGCCGCAAACCCUCUCCUUGCUGAUGGUCCCUACAGUAUCACCAGCGCAGCAACAGCAAGAAACCGGGAGCGCGCCAGAAGAGGAUUUCUAUCUACAUUUACAUCUCCCUCCUGAAUUGGAUAUGCCGUUACCAGCAACUACCCAGAUAUAUCAUCAACCUCCAAACAGCUAUCUCAUUCCCCGCUGGGAUCUUGGUCCCGAUGCUGGCGCUUUUAUCCGUCUGCAGUUUCCUGGCAUUGGAUCCGGCGCUGGCAAGGUCUCCCAGGAAGAUGUCGACACGUUCGAGACUAUUUUAGCGCAAUGCACUGCGUUCCUCGAACGGGCUGCUCCCCCAUCAAGUCAUGCGCCGUACAAUCCUGCCGAUUACGCACCGGGAGAAGGCUAUAUAUCCUCUUCAGACCAGAAGAGCUCUGAUGGCAAGGGUCAGAUUGUUUUGGUAGAUGAGGAGGACGGUAGUGUUGUUGGUGAACUUUCAGAAGGGUACAAGGUUGUCGAAAAGCCGGAUGUGAAACCCGGUUCAAAGAAUCCCGUCGAGAUUCAACUUCCCUCUCCUGGCGAGGAUCAUCAGAUCAGCGUCAGCAACGUCUCCGAGGAAUACCUCCGCAUGGCCCGACAUCCAGCCUACAAAGACUCCACUAUAGUUCAAACCUCAGCACGAGCAUCUCGUCUUAUUGUGACUGGAUCCGCCUAUCUGGCCAACAAACUCACCACUGGAGCCGACAGCUUUGCGCAGAGAACCAAGCCGAACCCUGAACCAUUGAAUUUCUCGCCUGCAACGCAAGAACGUAUUCGCAAAGUGCAUAACUUGUCUCAAUCUGCGGUUGGUCUAUCUGCCCGCACGGUGGGAUCUAUUGGACGGGUGGCCCAGAAUCUUGGAGCAAAUCUAGCGCGACGUAAGGAUAUGCCCAAGGGUUCUUCACGUCAAGGGUAUGACAGCAACGGCAAUCCGGUCAAUAUCAAAACGGGUGUUUUGAACAAGUCCCUGAUAGCAUUCACAACGUUGAUGGAUGGAAUUGAGGAAGGUGCGCGAACAGUGCUGAAUUCAGGUUCUACUGCCGCUACCUCUAUGAUUCAACAUCGUUAUGGCCCUGAAGCCGGCAACGUUGCAUCUGAUAUCACGCGAGGAUUUAGGAACGUCGGAUUGGUAUACAUUGAUGCUACCGGCGUGAGUCGCCGAGCAGUUUUGAAAUCCGUGGCGAGGGGCAUGAUAGUCGGACGCAUGCAUAAUGGUCAACAGGUUGUCGUCGGCAGUGGUGAUGGAGGUCAAGUUCCGCCCGAUGGGUCGUCUGGAAAGACCGAAUAUGCUUAUUAUGGCGGCAGCAACAACGGUCUCGGUAAUAGUAAUACCCCUCGCAGCAGCAGCAGAAGUCGUCUGCCAGCUCCUCCUAGACGACUAACUCGUACUCCGUCUCCACCCCCGGCAUACGGUGCGGCAGGGACGUAUUCUUUGCCGGGGGGUAACUCUACAACUGUAUCAGGGAAGCGUUAA
Molecule: messenger RNA, 1590 nt
Organism: Talaromyces stipitatus ATCC 10500
Lineage: Eukaryota; Fungi; Ascomycota; Eurotiomycetes; Eurotiales; Trichocomaceae
Exons: 2
Coding region: 1-1590 (529 amino acids)
Biological process (GO): cell division
Cellular component (GO): plasma membrane
Source: RefSeq, a predicted model, not a curated record